AUGUCAUCCAAAGUAACCGUUCCGAUCGCCCUGCGCGUUUUCCAAGCGUUCUUCGCCAUUGUCGUACUCGGCCUUGCCAUCGGCCUCAUAAGAGGCCACAUGGAAGGAGAUCUUCCUGCUACUCUCGUCUUCAUAGCCGCUGUGGGAGCUCUGUCCCUGUUGGCUGCAAUUAUCGGUGCUGCGGCAAGCUUUGUAGACUUCCUACAUGAUCAGGUCGGUGUGGUUGUCGAUAGCGUGGUAUUACUUCUAAACAUUGCUGGUGGCAUCCUCAUGGCCACCAAACUCAAGGGCGUCUCAUGCAAAUUGAAAGGGAUUGAUUUUAAACACUUUGUGCAUCUUAUCGAAAACAAGAUUAUUUGUGGAGGGAUUAAGAAGUCUCGGCAAUGUCCUUGGUCGUGCUACUAUUUCGACAAGCGGAAUUUCAAGACGAUCGAGCGUCGUUGUCGAGAAAGUGUAGCCGAUUCGACGUUCAUGUUCUUAACAGCCGUUAUGCUGAUCGCUGGAGGGACGUUGACCUACAUGCGGAUGAAGAAAGCACACUAGAGAAUUAUGAUGACAGACGUGUUUAAGAAGAUAUAGCCAAAUGAUGUCAGGCGCUAAUGGAACUUGCUAUUUCGUAUAGAUACGUGAAUAUCGAACGCUCUGUUAACUGGCGCUGUAUCAUUUUUCUUUUUGUGUCGCAGAGUUCUUCACAUGUGAGGAACAAGAGGAGCGCACGGCAUGUCGAUUUCAUCCAUGACUCACUAGACGCUCUCAAUCCACACCAUGACCUUGUCCUUAAUAAGACCCCUCAUAGCCACCGCCGGUAGCUCUUUUUCCAAAGCCCGAGUCGUCCAGCCCCGCCGAUUACUCCAUCCCAUGAAAAGUCGUCGUUCUCGCUUUAG
This is a messenger RNA of Cucurbitaria berberidis CBS 394.84, 884 nucleotides long. RefSeq lists its product as uncharacterized. Gene Ontology annotation, biological process: eisosome assembly; protein localization to plasma membrane. NCBI's taxonomy places the organism in Eukaryota, Fungi, Ascomycota, Dothideomycetes, Pleosporales, Cucurbitariaceae. The coding region runs from base 1 to 543 and encodes 180 amino acids. Gene Ontology annotation, cellular component: plasma membrane; eisosome. The transcript has 2 exons. The record is from RefSeq and is a predicted model, not a curated record.